This is a messenger RNA of Vicugna pacos (alpaca), 10297 nucleotides long. NCBI's taxonomy places the organism in Eukaryota, Metazoa, Chordata, Mammalia, Artiodactyla, Camelidae. The record is from RefSeq and is a predicted model, not a curated record.
CUCACCGCCCUGAGCGCGCUGUGCUGAACGCGCGUGCGCGAGGGUAGGAGCGCGGGCCCUGAUUGGCCGCGAGCAGGCGGUUCACGCGGGGCAGGGCCGGGCGCGGGGCGGACCCACAUCUGCGUGACAGUUGUCGCGGGGGGAGGGUGAGCCCAGGCUAGGGGGAGGGAGUGUAAAUAGAGCGAAGGCGGCGCCGCGUCGACCGCGCUGCAGCCGGGCGACCCGCGGAGAGCCCUGGAAGAUGGAAGAAGAUGAGCAGGAGCAGCGGCGCAGAAAGGUGGAGGCCGGGAGAGCGAAGCUUGCUCACUUCCGACAGAGAAAAACCAAAGGUGACGGUGCGCACCCGAAGAAAAAGACGGCGAAGAGGAAGGGCCCGGCUGUCGAUGCGCCUGUCCAGGAGGAGAGCCCGGUAGCCGCCGAGGACCAGGGGCUCCUGGGAGGACGGGGCAUUUGCAGGAGCUCAGUGUGCGGCGACCCCCCUGCUGGCGCGGGAGCAGCUCCGCUGGAGGACCCUGACCCGGAGAGGACUGAGGACUCGGAGCCGCAGCAGAAGCUGGAUGGCGACUGUCUGGAGCAGCCUGGGGUCAUCACAAAGCCGCUGCCGCCCCUGGAGCUGGAGGCGCUGCGCCUGAGCCUGAGCGACCUGCACGCGGCGCAGCUGGAGCUGAUGCAGGCCAACCUGCAGCGGGAGAAGGAGACGGCGCUGACCGAGCUGCGCCAGAUGCUCAACAGCCGGCACGCCCAGGAGCUGGCGCUGCUGCGCAGCCAGACGCGGCGGGAGCUAGAGGAAAUGGCACUGCAUUGCAGCCGGGAGACAGCUGAGCUGAAGGAGAAGCUACAGUCGGAAAUGGAGAAAAACACCCAGAUGAUAGAGACUCUGAAGCAGGACUGGGAAUCCGAGAGAAGUAAGUGCUUGGAAAACCUACGCCAAGAAUUACUGGAAAAGCAUCAGUCAGAACUGGAGAAUUUACAAAACCAGUAUAAGAAAGAAUUGGCAGAACAGAAAGCUGAGUUGGAGAAGAUUUUUCACGCCAAAAAUCAGGCUGAACUUUCCCUCCGGACUCAGGAAGCUCAGCACGAAGCGGCCCUGAGGCAGCUACGCGCGGACCUGCAGCGUGAGCGUGUCCAGUGCCUGGAGGACCUGGAGCUGAAGUUCAGAGAAAGGGAAAAGGAGAGCCAGCUGGAGUUAGAGAACCUCCGGGUGUCCUACGAGGAGCUGCAGGCCCAGUCACAGGAGGAGAUCCAGCGCCUGUGGGUCCAGCUGGAGUCUGCCCGGUCCAGCAGGCAGGAGCUGAGUGAGUUACACGAGCAGCUCCUGGCCCGCACAUCCCACGUGGAGGAGUUGGAGCGUCUGAGGCGGGACUUCGAGCAGCAGCAGCAGCAGGAGAGGACCAAGCAUGAGUCGGAGCUGGGACAGCUGAGGAUUUACUUUGAAAAGAAAUUAAGGGAGGCUGAGAAAGAUUACCAGGAAGACGUGGCCCUGUUCCAGCAGCGGCUGCAGGAGAUGGAGGAGGACUCUCUGCUGGAGUCUGUGCAGAUCAGGGCCCCUUCAGGAGAGAUGUCUGGAAAAGAGAGAGACCACCUCGAUCAGCUCAGCCUUCAUCUGGAGCAGCACGAGGAGAGCCUGUGUUUGCCACGAUUAGAAGAAAACCGCUGGGGCCAGCUAGCAGCGCGGAAGUGCUGCCCGGAGGUCCAGCAGGAUGCGGACCUCGUGGGCCCCCUGGCAUUGGAGGGGGAGCAGCUUGUGGGGCCCUCAGAAGAGCCCGACCAAGAGCUCACCCAGGUGCCCCUUCUGUGUGCGCAGAACGGGGCCCUGGAGGCACAGGCACAGGUGGUGGCCGGAGUCUCAGACUUGGAACCUGAGCACAAGGCUCCGCUCUCACUGCUUCAGACGUUGCUCCAGGAAGAAAUCGACCUCCUAAGGGUGGAGAAUAGAAAUCUGCGUGAAAAGCUGCAGCGUGAGGCCCGCCUGAGGGAGGACUUGGAGGAGGGAAAACAUAAUUUAGUAGAAGAUCACCAGGCAGAACUGAAGAGCGCUGAGGAGAGGAUCGAGCUGGUGAAACAAGAGCUCAGAGACAGAGAGGCAGAGUGGAACGUCACCAGCGAGGGCCUGAGGCGAGGCGCGGAGGAGAGGCUGGCACGGGUGCUCCUGGACCUGCGGGAGCAGGCAGAAUCCGAGAAGCGGUCCUUGACAGACAGGUUUGAGCUUCGAGAAGCUGAAAUGAGGCAACUUCAGGACCAGCAGGCGGCCCAGAUCCUGGCCCUGGAGGGGUCCCUGACGGAGCAGCAGGGCCGCCUGCGGCAGCUAGAGCUCGGCCUUGCCGGGGACGAGUCUCUGCGGUGCAGCCAGUGUGGCCGGGAGCUGGCCGGUGGCCUGGGCCCAGCGGACCGGGAGCGGGAGCCAAAGGAGGACGGUGACCCUCGGCUGCAGCCGGCCCAGAGCAGAUUCUUAGGAGAAUGUCGAGAAGUCACAGAGAAGUUCAUUGAGGAGCGAGAUGCCUUCCUGCAGGAGGCCCAGGAGAAGCACUCCAGCGAGCUCCAGCUCCUCCGGGAGAGACACCAGCAGCUCGUCCUGUCCUUGAGGGCCGAGCUGGAGACCAGGCACCAGGCUGAGCUUGAAGAGCUGCGGGCUUCAUUCCAGAGUGAGCGGCGGGCUCGAUCAGACGCUCGAGAGGCUGAACUGCAGGCAGAACUUGCUGCAGAAAUCAGGGCUUUGGAGGCCAGGCAUGUGUCACACCUGGACUCUCUGGAGUCCCGUUAUCUGUCUGAGAUCCAGACCUUGCGGGGCCAGCACAGACGGGCCCUGGAGCUGCUGCGGGUGGACCUGGAGGAGCAGCUGCAGAAGGAGGCCGCUCCUCACCACGUGAUCCUGACCCGGGCUUUCGAGAAGCUGGAGCUGCAGCAAGAAGAUGCGCCUGCGUCCGCAGAGGAGCUGGGCAUGGCGCGUGCAGGAGCCCUGCGGGGGGCUCACCAGGGUGAGUUUGAAGGUGAGAAGAAAGCUGCUUUGUGGGAGGAAGAGGAGACGCAUAGACCUGAGCAGGAGCAGGUACAGUCUCGUCACCAGAAAGAGAAGGAGUCUCUGUCUCUGCAGCUUCAGGAGAAGGAUCACCAGAUUCUGCAGCUACAAGACCAAAUUUUAUCCUUAAACCACGAGGUAGAAGAGUGCCAUUCGGAACUGGAGAGGCUCCAGCAGAGGCGGGAACGGGAGAACCAGGAGGGCACGAACCUCAUCUCAAUGCUCAAGUCCGACAUCGACCUGUCUCACGGCGAAAGGAGAGCUCUCCGGGACGCGCUGAGAAGGCUGCUGGGUUUGUUUGGAGAGACACUCGAGGCUGCCGUCACUCUGAGGAGCCGGAUUGGCGAGCGCGUGGGGCUAUGCCUGGAGGAGGAGAGCCCGCCUGAUGCGCCCGCAGCCUCUGUGCCUGAUGAGACGUGGCCUGGGCUUGACGCGGCCCUGCCGGAGCUGGACCGGACCUCGCCCGAGUGUGCGGAGACAUCCUCGGUGGCCGAGAUUAGCAGUCACAUCCGCGAAAGCUUUUUCAUGAGCCCGGAGAGCACGCUGGAGUGCGAACAGCCCAUCCGGAGGGUCUACCGGAGCCUGGGCCUGGCGGUGGAUAGCCUCCUGGAGAUGGUCCUGGACUCCACACGGCAGCUGGAGGAGGCACGUCAGAUCCACUCUCACCUGGAGAAGGAGUUCAGCUGCAAGAGCGAGGAGACAGCGCAGGUGGUGAGAAAGCACCAGGAGCUGCUGGAAUGCCUGGACGCGGAGAGCACGGCCAAGACCCGGCUGACACUGGAGCUGCACAAGGCGGAGGGCAUCAUCGAGGGGUUCAAGGAGGAGAAGGCCGGGCUGCAGGAGGCCCUGGGCCAGAAGGAGGCGAGUGAGCGGGGCCUGGUGGUGGAGCUGGAGGGCCUGCAGCAGCAGCUGCAGCGGGCGAACCAGCAGCUGGCGGAGCUGCAGGAGGAGAACCACGCGCUGCAGGGCCAGAAGGAGGCCAUGACCGUGGCAGCGGGAGAGAGAGAAGCCGCUCUUCGCAGGGAGGUGGAUUCUCUCACAGAGGAGCAGUCGGAGGCCAGGAAGCAGUGUGAGAAGGACCGCUCGGCUCUGCUGGCGCAGAUGCGGGUUCUGGAGGCCGAGCUGGAGGAGCAGCUCUCCAGGCACCAGGCGUGUGCCCGGCAGGCCGAGGAGCUCUCUGCCCUGAGUCAGCAGAUGGGCUCUCUGGACAAGCAGCUGCGUCGCCAGCGGCAGUUCAUGGACGAGCAGGCUGCGGAGAGGGAGCAGGAGCGCGAGGAGUUUCAGCAGGAGAUUCUGAGGCUGGAGGAGCAGCUUCGGCAGGCAGCCAGGCUGCAGCCCCGGGGCCCCUGCGACAGCGACCGACAGUGGACGCAGCUGGAUGAGGAGGUUGAAUUGUUAGAAGAAAAAUUGCGAGAAAAAUCAGAUGGACUUAAUGAAUUGAUAUUAAAGAAAGAAUUGGCGGAUAGACAAGUGCUAAUCAAGGAAGAGGAGAUUAGACGUCUCGAGGAGAUGAACGCCAGCACCGCGAGGAGACUCGUGCAGCUCCAGGAAGACCUGGAGAGACAGAGGAGAACUCUUUGUUCUCUUGAAUAGGAUAAGGCGGCGUUGCAGGAGCAGCAGAUGAGCAACUUGCUUCUGGUGUCCACGCUGCAGUCCAGGCUGGACGAGGGCAAGUGCCUGGUACCUCCUGCGGGCAGCAGUCUUGAGGGCCCAGAGGUCCGGCUAGAGGCGCUGCAGAGGGCGCUGCUGGAGCGUGAGGACGAGGUUCUGGACUUAAAAGAACAAUUAGAAAAAAUUAAACAUGACUUGGUGAGCAGAAACGAAGAAGUACUCCACCUGGGCUGGAAGCCGGACGUGCAGGACAGCAGUGCCGCCACGCGCAUCAGAGAACUUCAGGAAGAGAAUGCCGGUCUGAAGGCAUUUCUGCAAAACAAGGAGAGGGAGAUGACGUGUGUGAGCGAGCAGAGUGAGCAGCAGCUGGCGGGGACGGGCUGUGGCGCCCUCAGCGAGGUCAUGUGUAACAGGGGUUCUGAAAUUGAGGAGCUGAAAUCCAUUAUUGAGAAUCUGCGGGAGAACCAGGAGCGGCUACAGAAGGAUAGAGCGGAGGAGGUGGACCAGCUCCACGAGGUCAUCGAGAAGCUGCAGCGGGAGCUGUCCGUCGCGGGGCCGGCGCUGCACGAGGUCAGCGGUGGUGACAGUGGCGGGGCGGGCAGCCUGAAAAACGAGCUGCUGGGCCUGCAGGCGGAGGGAGCCGCGGCCCGCGAGGUGCUGGAGGGCGAGCUGCACACCGCCCUGGAGGCCAAGGAAGCCCUGGGCCGGCUGCUGAGCGAGCAGGAGCGCCUGCACGGCCAGGCCCUAGAGGCCCUGCAGGGGCGCCUGCGGGAUGCGGAGGAGGCUGCCGCGCAGAGGCUGGCCCAGCUGGAGCAGAGUGCAGCCCUCAGGGAGGCUGAGGUCCAGGGCCUGGCCGCCCAGAUCCAGGAGUUUGAAGCUGCCCUGAAAGCCAAGGACGCGAAGAUUGCAGAAAGAGACCUAGAAAUUGAGGCCGUAAACAAAGAGAGGCGGGCCCACUCCUCUGAGCUGGAGGCCCUCCUGUCGGCUGUGGCCCGCUUCUGCCAUGCCUUGGAGCAGCAGCCCCUGGCUGCCACUGAGGAGCCCCCCGAGCUGCAGCGGCUCCGAGCACAGUGUCGCCGCCUCAGCCGCCAGCUGCAGGCGCUCCACCAGCGGUUUGUGAGGUGCCAGAAGGAGCUGGACAGGGAGCAGGUGUGCGGGGCCCACCCACCCCCUUGUAUGGACGACAGCGCCCAGUGCUGGGCGCCAUGUGAUGAAGGGCUGGAGCAGGAGGCUCCCCACGGCCAUGGCGGUGACCCACAGAGCCCAGCUUCGGUGGACUUGCAGCCUGCCAAAGCCCUGGUGAUGCUGAACCGUGCAGGCCUUUGCAAGCAAGAUGACGUGAUGUCCGUGCUCACAGUCUGCCAGAGGCUCCUGGAGUCCGAGCUGCUUCUGGUGAAGAAGGAAAUGUGCUCGCGCGUGGAGGACCAUGGCCACGUGUCCGGAACGGAUAAAGGCGAACUACUGGAAGGUUGUCAGCUUCGGAAAGCUGAUCUCAUAGCUCAGGCGAGACAACUUCAGGAGAAGCUGAGCCGUCUGGUGCAUUCCAUGAGCUUCCCGGACGUCGACGUCGAGACGAAGGGCUUUACAUCUCAGUGGGCACUGGCGUCUUCACAUGUUCUAGAAAAUAGUUUGAGUGAUGGUUCUAGUAACAGUGAAGAAACUGACAGCUCACCUCCCGUCGAUGCGUUUAGUGUCGAUGCAACCACCUGGGAUCUAAUUGACGCAGCUGGAAGUCAGGGUUCGUGGCUGAGAAGCGGGAUGCUGGAUGUGCCCACGGCAGAGCAGGUUGCUGCACAGGAAGGGUCGCUCUGCUCCCAGGUGGGCUCGCUUAGGUGCCUCCCAGACCCCGCCCACGCCGAGGGGCCCGAGCCCUUGAAGCUCGGGCUCAGGACAAUGGACCUGGCCUCCUGGAGCUCCCCUGAGGUCGCCAGGAAGGACUCCACCCUUGAGCCCCUGCCCAGCCUGCCCCUGACACCCUGCUCAGAUGCCCUGAGCCAGCGUAGCCUGGACACCUCCCUGUGGGAUGGGGCGGGCACCUCACUGCUCCAGGCCGACCAGUCAGGGCUGCUUUGUUACCCGGGCGAGUCCACAGCGGGAACGGCCCCUAGGUGGGCGGAGUCUCCACUGGCUGCAGACAGGACUCCCUCUACUGACCGCCAUGCUCAGCGAGGGGCUGUGGAGAAAGAUGUUGAAGAUUUUAUCGUAACAUCUCUUGAUUUUCAAGAAAAGUCGAGAUCACCUCCUUUGGGGUUAGAAGGAGAAAGCGCUGAAAAAAGUGCUGGCUCGGGGUCUGGAGAGAUGCUAGCCCACGGCUCGGGAAGACUGGGAGCUCCCACUGCUGGUCCUGCGGCCCCUCCUGCCCCCAGAGGGUUCCGACGGCCACUGGUCACCAUGAAGAAGGAGGUCCAUCCAAAGCAAGUGAAGGCCCUGCUGCAGAUGGUGUGUGAUGAGAGCCACCACAUCCUGGCUCUGUCCGAGUGCCGUGGACCGCCCAGCGUCCUGAGCAGGGGCGAGCCCAGCACCCCCCUCGAGCGCCUCCCACAGGGGUGCCGGGGGCUGCUGGAGGCAGCAGCGCCUCCGAGGGGGCACCCCACCCCAGCACCCCGAAAGGGAGAGAAGGAACCUUCUGACCUGGGCCUCGAUUGGAAGGGAGAAUUUCUGCAGGUUGUCCAGGAAGCCUUUGAAAAAGAGCGAGAGAUGCUGAACGUUGAGCUGCGGCCCCGACUCUGUGGUUCGGAUGUUGGGGGCUGCAGCACGCUGUUGGAGAGGCUGGAGAAGGUGGUCCAGGAGCAGGGGGUGCUGCGGGAGAAGUCCUUGGAGCACCUUCGCCUGUCGGACAGGAGCCGCCUGCUGUCAGAGAUCCAGGCUCUGCGCGCCCAGCUGCGGAUGACGCACCUGCAGAACCAAGAGAAGCUGCAGCAGCUGUGUGCGGCGCUGACCAACACGGAGGCCCGCGGAAGCCGGCGGGAGCACCAGCUGCGGAGGCAGGUUGAGUUACUGGCCUAUAAGGUUGAGCAGGAAAAGUGUAUAGCGAGCGAUCUGCAGAAAACCCUGAACGAAGAGCAGGAGAAAGCAAAUCACGUUCGGAAGCUGCUGGUGGUGGAACAGAGUGCGGUCAGGGACCUAAAGUCCGAGCUGUGCGAGUGCAAACAGGACAACGAAAGGCUGCUGCAGUCCCUCAACGAUGUGCAGAAGGAGGUCCUCCAGCUGAGGUCGGCGCUGGACAGUAAGGAGAAGGACCUGGCGAACGCGCUGCAGCAGCUGGAGGGCGAGCGGGUGAAGGGGCAGGCCCUGCAGAGCCGGCUGGACGAGGAGCGGCUGCAGUACCUGCAGAGGGAGGGCCAGAGCGCCAAGACCCUGGAGGAGCUAAGAACGUCUUUGGAGAAGCAGUUUGCUCAUAGUAACCAGCUGUGCGUCGCCCUGGAACACGAGCAGACGGCAAAGGACAACCUCCGGAAGGAGCUGCAGAUCGAGACCUCACGCUGCGAGGCGCUGCUGGCCCAGGAGCGCGGCCACCUCUCCGAGCUGCAGCGGAGCCUGGAGGCCGAGCAGGGCCGGGCACGGGAGUUGUCGGAGGCCUUGCACCACGAGCGCCUCUUGACCGAACGGCUGAGCCGGCGGGCGCAGGAGAAGCAGGCGCAGCAGGCGCACCAGGCGCUGCUGCAGAAGCUGAAGAGCCAGGGGGCCCGCGUGCGGGAGCUGGAGGUGGCGCUGGACACAGCCCAGCGGCGGGCCCAGGAGGCCGAGAGGGAGCAGGAGGUAAGUGCCGCGCCGAGGCCCACCGUGGAGGCCCUGCAGACCCUGGAGAGAGAGCGGGAGAGGCCUGUGCGGGGCCAGGCAGAGUUAGAGCAGCCGCACGCGGGACGGGCAGAGCAGGAAGGACGCAAGGCCGCGAGGACAGGAGCGGAGCUGAGGCCCAGCCGAGCGGACGCGCACAAGCGGAGGAGGUGGCAGAGAGACAAGGAGACGCUGCGGGAAUUAGAGCUGCAGCACCAGCGAGAUGAGCACAAGAUCCAGCAGCUGCAGCGGACACUGAGGGAGCAGCAGGCGGGGGCGCGGCCCUGCCCCCCGGAGGCGGCGGGGGCGGCCGAGACAGAGGCGGAGGCCGAGCGCCUGCGGGAGCAGCAGCUGGGCCUGGAGAAGGUGCGGCAGCAGCUGCUCUGCGCGGCCGGGCUCCUGACCAGCUUCAUCAGCCAGAUGGUGGACAGGACCAUCGGUGACUGGACGUCAUCGAACGAGAAGGCGGUGGCGUCUUUGCUGCACACGCUGGAGACACUGAAGUCUGAACUGGGCGCCUCCAGCUCCUGCCGGAAGAAAACAGCGGCAGAGCUGCAGGUCCAGCUGGUGGACGUCCUGCUGAAGGACAAUGAGUCCCUGACCAGAGCUCUCAGCGCGGUGACCCGGGAGAAGGCAGAGCUGCGCCGGGCACUGUCCCAGCUGGAGAGGCCCCCCCGGGGCUGUGCGCGCAAGGGGUGCUCUGCACAGCAUGGGGUCCAGGCUGUGCCACUGAUGUUGGGACACAUGGCUGCUCACGCUGCCCUCUCUGCCCGGUGCCUGGCCCUUGGACGUGUGGCUGCCAUGUGGGGCCCGCCCACGGGGGUCCAGAGGUCGGACAGGUCUGUGUGGAGGCAGGACAGGACAGUCUCGCCCAGCUCAGCACGACCCCCAGACCCAGCUCUGCCCACGCCGGAAGUAGCCAAGAUGGAAAAACUGUACCUGCGCUAUCUGCGAGCAGAGAGCUUUAGGAAAGCCCUGAUCUAUCAGAAGAAGUACCUCCUGCUGCUGAUCGGCGGGUUCCAGGACUCUGAGCAGGAGACGCUGUCCAUGAUCGCUCACUUGGGAGUGUUCCCUUCCAAAGCGGAGAGGGGCGCUGCGGCCUCCCGCCCGCUCACGAAGUUCCGCACGGCCGUCCGAGUGGUGAUCGCAGUCCUCAGGUAUCGGAGGUUACGCUUUUUGGUUAAGAAAUGGCAACAAGUAGACGGGAGAGGAGCCGUGGCGCCUGGUUGGGCGCGUGCAGGACCCCCGGUGCCGCAGCGGCAGCAGUCCUCACCCGACGCCAGCGAGUCCCCACCGACCCGGGACGUGUCCUCCAGCCACGCCAGGGACCCUGUGGCAAAAGCCUCCCCACGCAGGAGGGAAAGAUCAGAAAGAUCCCUGACUGCUUCUCAAGAUCCGGAACAUUCCUUGACGGAAUAUAUUCAUCAUUUAGAAAUCAUCCAGCAAAGACUAGGAGGCGUCCCACCAGAUUCUACUUCAAAGAAACCCUGCUACCAGAAGACGAAACAGUGAAUAAAAUCCUUGUGGCUCCGACCUGUGAUCAUUCUAUAUUGAUUCUCUGAGGAACGCUCAUGUGUGGCACAUGUCCGAGGUGCCAGCCCCUAGGUGUCCUCAUCUUCAUGCUGUUACAAAGCCAAAUGGAGUAUUUUCUAUGUAAUUUCAGUGCGUUUUAGCUUUCUUGACUUGGAGGGGUCGCCACGUGCUCAUGAGUGACAGGCAGCUGGCCGGUUCUGUGUCGGCAGAGCCACCCUGGCCACCUCCAUGGAGGGUGAGCAGGGGAUGGCUUCCUGAUGUUUAUUUUCUUAAAGUGCACUGGUGGAAACUUGGUUUAAGAACAAAAACAUAAACAAACAAAAAGAGAUAAUAAAAUUAAAGCCUUCUUGUAUUUGUGAA